Messenger RNA from Geosmithia morbida, 1596 nucleotides. Its product is annotated as GLEYA domain. The record is from RefSeq and is a predicted model, not a curated record. The transcript has a single exon. The coding region runs from base 1 to 1596 and encodes 531 amino acids. Lineage: Eukaryota; Fungi; Ascomycota; Sordariomycetes; Hypocreales; Bionectriaceae.
AUGAAGUGGGCUGCUGCUGGCAUGGCCGCUGGCGCCACCCUGGCCGCUGCCUGGGCCGACGUUGAGGCUCCGGCCGUCACGUCCACCGUUCACGUUACGGAGUACGUCCCUCUUGAGCAGCACCCUUGCUCUGUCUACUUCUUCGCCGACGGCGCCCUGAACCUCCCCGCCGAGGCUUGCGGUCCCGGUUCUUGCUGCGUCGGCAUCAAGGAGCCCGGCAGUGACGAGCCCUGGGGUCCUGGCCCCGGUCCUGCCCCACCCACCGUGCCUAUUCCCGGCCACGAGCACCCCGUUGCCCCCGAGCCCGGCCAUCCUGGACACCCCGGAAAGCCUGGCCAUCCUGGACACCCCGGAAAGCCCGGCCAUCCUGGACACCCCGGAAAGCCUGGCCAUCCUGGACACCCCGGCCACCCGGAGCCUGGCCACGACGACGACCACUGCGGCUGCGUCACGUCGACCUACGUCACUACCAAGACCAUCUCUGGCACCACCACCGUCUGUACCGAGACGACCACCAUCACCACGGAGACGAUCGUCAUUCCUUCGACCACCACUGAGGACUGCGAGACGUCGACUGAGGCGCCGGUCGUUCCCACACACGAGCCUACUCACGGUCACCCCAAGCCCCAUCACCCCAAGCCCACUCCCGGGUACCCCGAGCCUCCUCACCCCAAGCCCACUCCCGGGCACCCCAAGCCCCAUCACCCCAAGCCUACUCCCGGGCACCCCAAGCCCCAUCACCCCAAGCCUACUCCCGAGCACCCCAAGCCCCAUCACCCCAAGCCUACUCCCGAGCACCCAGAGCCCACUCCUGGCCACCCCAAGCCUCCUCACCCCAAGCCCACUCCCGGACACCCCAAACCUCCUCACCCCAAGCCCACUCCCGAGCACCCCCACCCCGAGCCCGGCCACUGCCCCAAGCCGACCUGCCCCACUGGUCUUGCGCGCGCCCUGUUCCGCAACCCGUUCGAGCUUGACGUGAACGUUGGCUACAAGCACUUUGACAUUGAUUGGUUCAAGGUCCGCAAGCCCUUUGAGGUUGGCGUGGUUUCCGACGUGGAGAUCUCGACUGCUGAGUGGGAGGAUACGGUGGCCAUCUACCACGGCUUCCUGUACGCCUGCGAGUCUGGCGAGUACACGUUCACGUCUGACAGCGCCGACGACCUCGCUCUGUUCUGGUUCGGCGAGAAGGGCUUCUGGGACUGGAACUUUGGCACGGCCGACAUCAUCCAGUUCUUCUUUGGCGACAACGGCUCCAAGUCGGUGACGCGCCACUACUCGGCCGGCACCUACAUCCCCAUCAACGUGGUGUGGGCCAACGCCGUCGGCUCCGGCCACCUCUCGCUGACCGUGACCGGCCCCGACGGAACGGUCCUCCUCGGCGAUGGCGUGAGCGAGUACAUCACCGUCACCGCGUGCGACAACACCUUCCCCCAGUGGCCUCCCUGGGGUGACAAGCCCGAUCACAAGCCCCACCUCCCGGAUGAGGAAGACGACGACGACUCAUUCACGGACACCGACUCGGACGACACGGACACGGCUACUGAGGACCCCGGCCCUUCGGAGUCUGACGACGAGGACGAGGACGACUUCUAA